AUGGCUGCUACAGAUAACUACGAGAUGGCGGUCGACCUGGACGCCGGGGUCGACGAAAUGCAGGUCGACGAAGCCCCUACGGACACCAUCGACUCUCUGAAGAACAGUGCGACAAAGAAGAAGGGACGUGGAUUCCAGGAAAGACGAGAAGACAGGGACAGCAGCAUAUCCGCUGGGCCGUUCGAGUCGCUAGAUAACGCAGUGGGUGCAGGACAGGCACAAAGAUCUGUAGAAGGAUGGAUCAUCCUGAUAACUGGAGUCCACGAGGAGGCGAAUGAGGAAGAUGUGACUGAACGAUGCGCCGAAUAUGGGGAAAUCAAGAACCUGCACUUGAAUUUGGACCGUCGGACAGGUUUCGUGAAGGGAUAUGCCCUCGUCGAAUACGAGACACACAAAGAAGCGCUUGCCGCGGUGGAUGGUUUAGAUGGAAGCUCGCUUAUGGACCAACCGAUACAUGCAAACUUUGCAUUCGUCCGCGGACCAACGGCUAGCAAAAGCGUUCAGGAGAGGAGGGCCAAUCGAGGCAGGGGGGUCCCACGGGAAGACCGUCGUGGCAGAUGA
Fimicolochytrium jonesii is the source of this 561-nucleotide messenger RNA. RefSeq lists its product as uncharacterized. The coding region runs from base 1 to 561 and encodes 186 amino acids. Gene Ontology annotation, molecular function: mRNA binding. Gene Ontology annotation, biological process: RNA splicing. The transcript has 5 exons. Gene Ontology annotation, cellular component: cytoplasm; exon-exon junction complex; nucleus. The record is from RefSeq and is a predicted model, not a curated record. Lineage: Eukaryota; Fungi; Chytridiomycota; Chytridiomycetes; Spizellomycetales; Powellomycetaceae.